Echinostoma caproni is the source of this 408-nucleotide messenger RNA. The record is from the annotation of a GenBank genome assembly. NCBI's taxonomy places the organism in Eukaryota, Metazoa, Platyhelminthes, Trematoda, Plagiorchiida, Echinostomatidae.
AUGGAAUCGAAAACAUUGCUUCUGUUGAUUCUUGGUAUUACUGCCCUGAUCGCUGCCAUUUUGGGUAUAGUGCCUCUGGCACUAACGGGUGUUGGAAAUGCGGGAUACACCAGUCAAUUUCAAUGCUACGUGGCUAUGGACAUCAUCGGUAUUAUUGUGCUGAUCGCUGGCGCCAUUUUGGCAUUCAUUCUCGCCUGCAAAGACAUCUAUCAUUCCUAUCCGAUUAUAAUUGCUCUUGCUGUGAUCAUACCACUGGGACUUUUGGCCUAUAUUAUAGCAAAUGCUUGCUACUGGCCGAAAGUUACUCCUUCACCCGGAUCCUGGUUGCUGUCUGCUAUGUGGGCCGCGGUACCACCAGCUUUAACUGCCCUUAUUUAUGUCUGCGUUCGACCCGAUCGAGUUCUAUAA